AUGGAAGACGACCACAAGAAUCUGGAACGGUUGGCUCGUGUGCGCGACAAUCAGCGCAAAAGCCGAGCGAGGAAGCAAGAAUAUGUUCGAGAACUCGAACUUCGAUUAGGGGACAGCAAUGAGCAAGCCCAUAAAAAAGACAUAGAAUAUCGCUUGUCCAUGCAGAAAUUGGAGGCGGAAAACCGCCACCUCAAAACGCUGUUGGGAUCUCUAGGUGUAUCCCCCGACCUAGUCCAACAAUACGUACAUCUGGCCAGCCAAGGAACUGUAGUAGACCAAAAGGUUGCAAUUCCUGCAGCCCCACGCCCAAAAGAAGAGCCAUCGCCCGAGCCGGCUUCAAGUUCUAAUGAGGCUCGAUUACAGCCACCUUCUGAAAGCAUUAGAACACCAGAAGUUCAACUACCGGAGGUCAAAGCAUCCUCUCACGUCCAGGUUCAGAAUCCAUCUUUAUGCGAAUGUUUUCCAGAUCAACAGAUCGGAAACUCAUGCUCAUCCGAUGGAGAUGUCCUUAAUACUACGCUUUGCUCGAUCGCAGAAGAUCUUGUCCGUCAGUACAAUGCCCGGGGAAUUGACACAGACGAGAUUCGUCAAAGGCUUUGGGCUGGCUUUAAAAAAGGACAAGUAGGAGAAGGUUGUCGAGUUCAAAACAAUAUGUUAUUUCAAGUGUUGGAUGAUAUUAGCAACGGGAUUUGA
Penicillium angulare is the source of this 693-nucleotide messenger RNA. Its product is annotated as bZIP transcription factor. The record is from RefSeq and is a predicted model, not a curated record. Lineage: Eukaryota; Fungi; Ascomycota; Eurotiomycetes; Eurotiales; Aspergillaceae. The coding region runs from base 1 to 693 and encodes 230 amino acids. The transcript has 2 exons.